UCUUGAGAGAGCCUCGGUUUGGGGUGAUUGACUCGUAUCCUCCAGAGUGGGGACCUCCAUUUGCUCGACCCAAUCAGAUCAGCUUGGCACUCCCAGCUCUUUCCCUCUCGAGACUGCCAUUACUACAGCCAUGAUGCUGGGAAUUCGCAGGCGUCGGUAAAGCAGGUCUCUGCUGGUCUGCUGGUCUUUCCUUCACUCCCUCUUACUUAGACUUCGAAACAUUGCUGCCAGUGAACACCUGUUGACACAAUCAUCGACACAAUGGCGUGCCAGGUCGCGCGGAGCGUGUCGAGCAUCGAUCUCGAAGACGCAUUUUUAUCAAGCUCCUUCUACAAUGCAGCCAGCUGCACCAGCAGCAGUAUGGAUAAUACCAAGGACCAGCUCACGUGCGCGAGCAUCUCGCCAGAUAUCCGCGCCACCGUCGUUAAUCUCCUCUCCAACAGCCCACGAAUCGGCGGCGGCCAAUCCCCGCUCUCGUCGUUUUUCAACAUAUGGAAUGUCCCCAUGAGUCCCAUACCUGGAUGCUCGCCUCGGCACACCCCCGUACCUGGAUGCUCGCCUCGGCACACCCCCGUACCGGGAUGCUCGCCUCGGCACACCCCCGUACCUGGAUGUUCGCCUAGGCAUAGCCCUAACCCGAGCUCGCUGUGCCUCGGAGAACCGGCGCAACUGCAGCAGAGCGGUCGCCAAGAAAGCUCGAAAUCGCAGGGCCAAUCACAGCAGCAGCAGCCUGCUGAGCAGCAGAACCAGCAGCAGGGGCUUCAGCAUAGUUCGCAGCAGCAGCACACAUCGCCGCAAGUGUCGCAGCACGUGUCGCCACACCACGCGUCGCCGCAGGUGUUUCUUACGCCUCAGCAGCUGCUGUCGCCGCAGCCGUUCACUACGACGCCGCAGUCGCACACGCCUUCGCACACGCCUUCGCACGCGCAGUCGUCGCCGUCGCCCAUCCAGUCGCUGUCGCCACUCCCGAGGCAGCAGCUGUUCCACCAGUUCCUGUCGCCGCCGCCAGCGUCGCAGCCACAGUUGCAGCUGUCGCAGCAGAUCGCACAAACCUCGCCAAACCAUCAGUACCAGUCGCCUGAACAGCUGCACCACCAGCAGCAGAGUGACAGCUGGCAGUCGCAGCACUGGUCGCAGGACACGUCGCAGCAAGAGUCGGGAAUCAGCCCGGUCCACUUGAUUUCGUCGUUCAGCAGUAAGGCUCUAGGCGAUCCCGCCGCCGUCGUUAAGAGCCCGGCGCAGCGCAGCAUCUCUCCCACGCGGGAGCGCCGCAGCAGCAGCAUCAGCAACCUGAAUUACAGCGACGCGACGCUCCCCUUUAGCCCGCUCUCGCAGCGUGUCCCGCCUUCCACGGCGUGCUCCACGGCGUGCUCUGCGAGGGAGUGUGCCACUCCUUGCUGGGAUAAUGGGACGCAGAGAGCAGAGACGACCAUAUCCGUUUUCUCGUCAUCGCUUUCGUCGGCGACAGCACCGGAGCUGAUUCCCGUCCCCAUCCCCGUUACAGGAAACUGCGAUAUAGACACUGAUGUCUGUAACCAGAGUUCGCUACAGUGCCGCCGCCACUGCCCCGUCCCUCACGGGAAGAGUAUCCUCCCAGUGACGUGGAUGUCGCCGUCCGAAAGCGCAUUAGUAGCUAACUUUAAGAGCUGGUGGGCGAUUCUUAGAGAUUGGCUUGGUACCGUGGGCAUUCGUGAGCUGGCUGGUGUAAGCUCACAGGAAAGGCAGCAACAGCAGCACCAGCAGCAACAGCAGCACCAGCAGCAGCAGUUGCACUAUUGCUAUCGCGAUCACCCACAGCAGCAGCAGAUGCAAAAGCAGCAGCAGCAGGCGUCUUCGCCUUCGAAACUGCGCGCUCCCCUCGGCCUGCCUCCCCGCCCGCCCCGCCACUCCAGGGGCUCGGUGGGUGGCCUCCGCCGCUCCCGCUCCGGGGGGGCGCUCUCCGCCGCUGGGUUGGGAUUCGCGGGCGUGGGGGGAAGAUUCGUAGGCGCGGGGGGGUUGGGGAUAUGCCACGGCGGGGAGGCGUGGACGUCGGUGUUUCUGAGCGUGCUGCUGGGAUCGCUGUUCUGUGUGCUGCUGCUGCUGCCAGGUGAAGCUGUGCUGUAGACCGCGCAAAGCAGAGAGGCAGAGGAAGGGACGAAUGAGCGGCGUAUGGUGCAGAGGGGGACGGGCACAGGGGAAGGCGACAACCUAGGACAAGCAGAGGACUGCAGGCAAAGUAUUCCACGCUUAACUAGUUGAUGCAGGCUACGGACGGAUAGAGGUGUUGUAGCAAGCUGAUACGGUACAUCAUUUGUGACAAGGGUAGCAAUCCCUACACCUACCUAAUAUGAGUAGAUAGCAUAGGACUUCGUACAGUGGGUAACCAAACAAAAUAGAGUAUCCAGUCUUUGGUGUAGAGAGGAUUUUGCCCAAAAAACUGUACCACGAAUGGCUCACAUAUGG
Messenger RNA from Closterium sp. NIES-67, 2442 nucleotides. Lineage: Eukaryota; Viridiplantae; Streptophyta; Zygnematophyceae; Desmidiales; Closteriaceae. The record is from the annotation of a GenBank genome assembly.